Molecule: messenger RNA, 2926 nt
Organism: Cinclus cinclus
Lineage: Eukaryota; Metazoa; Chordata; Aves; Passeriformes; Cinclidae
Gene: GXYLT1
Product: glucoside xylosyltransferase 1
Exons: 8
Coding region: 1-1305 (434 amino acids)
Biological process (GO): protein O-linked glycosylation via N-acetylgalactosamine
Molecular function (GO): UDP-xylosyltransferase activity
Source: RefSeq, a predicted model, not a curated record
AUGCGGCGGUUCGCGCGGGUGGCGCUGCUGUGCCUGGGCUGCGCCGUCUGCUCGCUGCUCUACGGCCUCAGCCAGCUGGCCCUGUCCCUGGAGCAGGAGCCUGGCGGCGGCGGCCGCGAGAGGCAGGCCCGAGACCCCGCCACGCCCGGCGCCCGGCGGCAGGCAGGGAGCGCGGGCCGAGGCGAGGCGGGGACCGGCAGGUGUAAGAAUUUGUCUGUAUCUUUCUGGAAUUCCUAUUGGAUGCUGCCCUCUGAUGUUUGUGGAAUGAACUGCUUUUGGGAAGCUGCUUUUAGAUAUGAUUAUAUGAAAACACAUCCUUCUGAGAAAAUGCAUCUAGCAGUGGUGGCCUGUGGUGAAAGACUGGAAGAGACUGUUACUAUGUUGAGAUCAGCCAUUAUUUUCAGCAUCAAACCUCUCCAUUUUCAUAUUUUUGCUGAGGACCAAUUGCAUGAGAGUUUCAAAGACAUACUUGAUGAAUUCCCCUAUGAAGGAAAAGUUAAUUACACAUUAUAUCCAAUAACAUUUCCAUCUGAGAGUGCAGCAGAAUGGAAGAAAUUGUUUAAACCAUGUGCUUCACAAAGACUGUUUUUGCCAUUAAUCCUCAAAAAUGUGGAUUCACUACUGUAUGUUGAUACUGACAUCUUGUUUUUGAGGCCUGUUGAUGAUAUUUGGUCUUUUCUGAGAAAGUUUAACUCCACACAAAUUGCUGCAAUGGCACCAGAACAUGAAGAGCCACGUAUUGGGUGGUAUAAUCGUUUUGCUAGACAUCCCUAUUAUGGAGUAACUGGAAUUAAUUCUGGAGUCAUGCUAAUGAAUAUGACACGUAUCAGAAGAAAAUAUUUCAAGAAUGAUAUGACAACAGUCCGGUUACAAUGGGGAGAAAUUCUGAUGCCACUACUGAAGAAAUAUAAGUUGAACAUAACAUGGGGUGAUCAGGAUCUAUUGAACAUUAUGUUUUUUCACAAUCCAGAAAGUCUUUAUGUCUUUCCUUGCCAAUGGAAUUACCGGCCUGACCACUGCAUUUAUGGAAGUAAUUGUAAGGCAGCUGAAGAAGAAGGUAUAUUUAUACUUCAUGGAAAUAGAGGUGUUUACCACGAUGAUAAACAACCAACUUUUAGGGCUGUCUAUGAAGCAAUUAAAAAUUAUUCAUUUGGAGAUGACCUGGUUCAUUCUCUGCUGCAGCCCCUAGAACAGGAAUUACAGAAAACCAUGCAUACAUACUGUGGAAGAGUAUACAAAGUAUUCAUAAAGCAGCUAACAAAAAGCAUAAGAGACUCGUAUGCCAGAAGAUCAAAGGGAAGGUGAUUUUUGUGAGUUGUUACAUCAAGAGACUGAAUUAACACAGCUGGUCAAAAGGUGCAAGAAUUCUAUUACAGUUUGAAUGGGCUCUUAAUGUGCCCAGAAAAAAGUUUACUAGCAUACAUAAAAAUGAAGAAAUUAUUCAUGUAAUGAAGAACAAGAACUUUUUUUCAGCAAAGGUGACUUUUGGGUUUCUUGAAGUUUAAUCAGUGCUAAUGUUUAUCUCAUAUAUGAUGAUUUCAGUGUUACUGACUUCUAUGGUCAGUACUUGUAGUCUGCAUAAUUCAGUUAUCAAAUGAUAAAUGAACAAAGAAGAAAUGAAGUCAGCUCUGUUUGGGAGUGUACCUCAUAUAUUGUCUAAAAUUCUCUUAAACUGUGAAUGUAGCAAUAACUGAGUCAGCAGCACUAACCUCACUUUAAAGGUGUGAGCCUUUAUGUAAACAAAGUUGUUUACAAGUGCAGGAAAUACUCUCUUGUCAAAGAAAUGUGUUGUAAUCAUUGACAAUCUGUAUGUGCCUUUAUAUGUUCAUCUCUUACAUGUUGAAGUACUGUUUUGACAAUCUCGUUUUGUUUAUCUCAGCUGUAAACUGCACACUAUAAAUAUGAUUUUCUGAGAAACUAAUGUCUAGUAUGUGAUACUGGUUUUCUUUGUUAGUAAAUACAGAAACUUUAUAUUAAAAAUAAUUUGUUUCAACAUUGUAGAGCCAUUAGCACCAAAAGGUAGAGCAGAACUGAGGGGGUUUUAAGUAAGAGUCCAGUUUGAAGUCACUUGUCUUCCAAUACUUCUUAAAAAUUUUGUGGUUUUGCAGCUUUAUUUUCCUGUAUUUCCAUACUAGGAAUUAUUACCUGAUUAUUGUUAUAGAGUAUGUGGUAACUGAAAGUAAAGAGCUGUAGUAAGAGUUCUGAUGCUUCAUCAGACUGUGUAGUAGAUGGGUUUUUUAGAGAAUAUAUCCUGUUACAAUAUUUUUUUUAAUACAUGGCUUUAAAAUAGUUUUGGGGCAGACCCUCAGCUACAUGAAUGCAUUACUGUCAAUGGGGUGAUAGUUAUUUGCUACAGGUAAGGAUUAGGUUCCCUCCAAUUAUCUUAGUGAAUAAAAAGAACUUCUGAUUGAGUAAUGAAAACUUUUUCUCCAGAGAAAACCAUGAAGAAAAGGGCUGAAUUCUAGUGUUACGGUAAAAUAUUUAAAUUUGCAUGGUAUGAAAUGUAUUUGUAAAGUAUAUAUGAACUUAGAUAACCUGUCUAAGUAAGAUGAAGUCUUCAUAAAGUGAGCUUUCGGAUUCCAGGACAGUUCCUGUGUGUUGAACAUGGAGGAUCCACUCACCGACUUGCACCUUCAUCCCAGCCCCAUUUUAGAAACUUAAUUUUUGUAGCUGUUUCAUUGUCAAAGAUAGAUUGGCUCUGACUUCCAGAUCUAUGUGAGCUGGACAAAUUCUCUAGCAGUACAAAAACACACCCCACUGUCAGCAGAAUUUGUAUCCUGCUUCUAAUUUCCCUGCAGGUUCAGGGUAUAAGUUUUUUGGGAUGGAAUCUAGGAAGCAGGCUGCCUCUCAUGUAGGUCUCCUUUCCUUGCUGUGUAACCUUUUGAAGUCUGAAAAUGUAGAAAUCUCUGUGAAGGUGAAUACUGUA